Nicotiana attenuata is the source of this 1504-nucleotide messenger RNA. RefSeq lists its product as uncharacterized. Lineage: Eukaryota; Viridiplantae; Streptophyta; Magnoliopsida; Solanales; Solanaceae. The coding region runs from base 1170 to 1484 and encodes 104 amino acids. The transcript has a single exon. The record is from RefSeq and is a predicted model, not a curated record.
UUUCGGUUUCGGUUUGGUUUUGAACACCCCUACCAUUAAUUACUAAUUUAAUCCUUUGAAAAACUAUGAAUAAAUUUUAUUUCUUCAUUCACAUAACAUAACUCUCUCAAUUGUUCUCAUAGCAGAAUAUUGUUGUUUUCCAAAUUUCCAACUAAGAAAAGUUGCCCCAAUUAGCUGGUUAUAUUCACUUGGAGAUGACAUUUUGCCCUAAGACAAAAAAUCUCAGUGAGUGAAUGCAUGCUACCCCAUAUGGCAUUUAGAUUCCGGGAAACUUUGCAUAGGUAGAAGCAAAAGCUGUAGGCAGAAAAGGUCAAGGAUGUCAAUCAUUUAAAACCAUAUGGUAACGAGGAGAUGAGGCACUAUUGAGCAACCCAAGACAAUAGCCAACUUUAACUGCAACACAUUAAAUAGAACUUAAAUGCUGAUACAAACCAGGACCAGAGUACUAAAUUUUAGGUAGAAAUCUGUGCCAAACCAUCCAUGAAUUCUGUCUAAGAAUUCUCCCAGUUUUUCGAGUAGACAACAGUAGAUAUAUAUGAAGUCAAAGAAUUGAAUUCCGGUAUAUCUAAAAUCUAUCCCCUCCUAUUUACUUGUUACUAUAGCCUUUUGUUACGCCAAUUAAGAAAACAUUAGCAAUAGGAGUUACUCGUAUUUGACUAGAUUGCUCGUAUUUGUUCUUUUAUCUCUCAAUCUUUUUAUUACUUCUCUAAAACAUUUGUUAUAGUAGUAUAUGCAAAAUUGAAAAACAUAAUUAAUAAUUUCUUGGUUCACAUAGAUGAUAAGUAUUUUGGAACAACUAUUUUUUGCAAAUGUAACAAGUAAAUUAGAUUGGAGGGAGGAAUUAUGUGUCUUUUAAGGUUUUUGCACACCCCUUAACUUUAAUCAUUAGAUGUAUUUGUCUAAACUACCUUAUCUCCCCCUUAAACGUCUCACGUGAUUAACACUCCACUACAGUAAGAUAUAUAUGUUGAAAAAGUUUAAUAAUGACUUCUCACUUUUCUAAAAUACCAAUAUUUUAAAACAAAUUCAGUCGGCCAUAAACGACUGAUAUUUUGAAUUGAGUUGACUACCCUCUAUAAAUAGAGCUCUUGCCUCUACUCGCCCUCUCAUCACAAGUCACAAGAGGUGUCUACAAGCAAGGACAUAUAUAGAGUGUAUAGAAGAUAUAUAUGGGACAGGGGAAAAGGCUGUCAUCAAAGACACUCUUUGGGUGUCUGUUAAUGCUGAUGAUAGUGUGUGAGAUGACUUCUCCCAGUUUUGGGUGCCCAACAGAUGGUGAUGGCUGCAGAAAUUGCAUAGUAAAUCACAUGAAGGUCGACUGUCCAAAAUGCGCGCCUAUCAUGCGUUGCAUGGCCAAAUGCUUGUGGGGCGGAACUUCUCGCACCAAGUGCACGAAGAAGUGUGAUUGCAAAGGUGUCUACCCAAGGCUUUCUGAUUGCAAGAAUUGCUUGUCACAAUGCAAAUGUAGUUGCAGCUCUGUCUAAUGCAUCAUCUCGUUCUGCAU